Molecule: messenger RNA, 514 nt
Organism: Drosophila teissieri
Lineage: Eukaryota; Metazoa; Arthropoda; Insecta; Diptera; Drosophilidae
Exons: 1
Source: RefSeq, a predicted model, not a curated record
UAAGAGAAAAACGAACAAAGCACCAACUGUCAUUGUUAAGCACAUCGACAUAGGAAGUAAAGUUUAUUUUGUACUUCUAAAAUACUGAGGCGAAAUGAAUUGGUUCAAUAAUCUAUGCGAUGAAAGCCGCUUAAAGUUUUUCCCCAAUCUUCCGACACUCAAAGCUAAGCGUAAGUACGGAGUGGAUCUGAUGAGUGCAGAUGAGUGCUAUAGUUUCAUAAAGAAAAACCUGAAGACUAGAAACGUUGUAGAAGAAGAGUUGUUAUGGAAAGUCCCCGUACUUCUCGUGUGCCUUGGCUGCAUAAUAGUCAUACUGUGUGCCUUUUGUUUCGCAUUUCAGUGCUUCAUAACGAAGAUACAGUCCGCCAAGAUGCCAAAGCACUUCGAUUUUGACAUAUGUGAAGUUGGAAAAUCACAGAAUCCACCACCAAACCACAAGGCGAGUCAAAGUGAUCACCCAACGAAGAAGGGAAAAACUUGCUGUACUUGUUUAAAAUGAAAUAUAUAUAUGUAG